UCAACCUUUCCCGAUGAUCCGCCAUUUCAGCCCUUUAGUUAUAUGUUGCAAAUGACUUGAGAUUUAUAUUAAAACGCCAUGAAAAAUAAAUCAUAUAUUCCUGGUUACAAAAAAUAAUUUUUAACGAAGGGCAGAGAAGUGUUCUUUCUGGGAAUACCAUUAAUGCUUACAAAUCUAACGGUUUAAAGCGGUAUCGAUGCCGUGUUUUUUUCCCAGAGCGUGUUCCACAGUGAACCAAAGUUUCUGUAUGAGUUGAGUCCUGAUUGCGGAUAGGGAGAAACAAGGGGAAGGCCUUGAAGCUUCGGAGUGGAUUUGCAGCCAUGGCCGGGAAUUUUGACGCGGAGGACCGUACAAGCUGGUACUGGGGAAGGUUGGGCAGACAAGAUGCGGUUUCCCUUUUGCAGGGACAGAGGCAUGGCGUAUUCCUGGUCAGGGACUCAAUAACUAGUCCCGGUGACUACGUGCUAUCGGUCUCAGAGAACUCGAAAGUCUCACAUUAUAUCAUCAACAGCAUCAGUAACAACCGGCAAUCUGGAUCAGGUCUGGCCCCCCCGCGUUUCCGCAUUGGUGACCAGGAGUUUGAUGCCCUGCCCGCCCUGCUGGAGUUCUACAAGAUCCACUACCUGGACACCACCACGCUGAUCGAGCCCAUCAGCAAGGCCAAGCACACUGGCUUUGUGAGCGGUGCUGCCACCUGCCCCGCUGCGGUGCUGGGUGGAGCUCCACUGGAGGUGGAGUUUGUUCGUGCCCUCUUCGAUUUCCCCGGCAACGACGAAGAGGACCUGCCCUUCCGCAAGGGCGACGUGCUGCGUGUGCUGGAAAAACCAGAGGAGCAGUGGUGGAACGCAGCCAACCAGGAGGGCCGCGCCGGCAUGAUCCCCGUGCCCUACGUGGAGAAGUACCGGCCCGCCUCGCCAAACUCCUCAGGGGCUCCGGCGGCGGGAGGAGCGGGCGGAGGACCGCUGGGUGUCGGGAGCGGCUCAACGGACGGAGCGGCGCCGCAGCUGCCCCCGCCUCUGGGGAACCCAGGGCAGUAUGCCCAGCCCAUGGUCAACACGCCCCUGCCCAAUCUGCAGAACGGGCCUGUCUACGCCCGCGCCAUCCAGAAGAGGGUGCCCAAUGCCUAUGACAAGACGGCCCUGGCGCUGGAGGUCGGGGACACGGUGACGGUGACCAAGAUUAACGUGAACGGCCAGUGGGAGGGCGAGUGCAAUGGCAAGCGUGGGCACUUCCCCUUCACUCACGUCCGGCUCCUGGACCUCCAACAAACCGAGGAUGAGAGCUGAGAGAUCCGAACACGGAACGCACGCUUUGUCUCAGUCCUCCCUUCAGUGAAAAUGCACACAGGAUUUCCAGGCUCCAGUGGUCAGGAGUUCACCUGCGGUCGGCGCCAAUGGCCAGGAGUUCUAGCCCUCUUUGUUUUAAUAUUCAUACACACACACACACACACACACACACGUGGAAUAGAGUUUACAUGUUCACCCCAGUAUUAUAGUCCUGAUACACUACACACACACACACGGCGGAGUUUACGCCCUCAUCCCUCUGUCAUGUUAAAUCCUCUUUUACACACACACAGACACAGUGCCCAAACACAGACACAUGUUUAUGUGCCGUCUUGCACAGUCAUGGAUUAUCCUUUUGUAAUAAUGAACAGUGACCCGGGGGACGAGGACAGCAGCCUUCUUUACUUGUUACUGAAACCGAAUGGGGCUGCUCCCCAGAGACAACAAGACCUGUUACCACAGGACACACUACAGGACACACUACAGGACACACUACAGGACACACUACAGGACACACUACAGGACACACUACCGGACACUACUUAUCACAGGGAGUACUGAAACACAGCCCCUUUCCGCUACAAGCCUCCAAGCCCUCUUUUUUUAAUUACAUGAAAUGGAAAAUACUAUGAUAGAAUUGACACGCACGUAUACAUACUGCAUAUACAGUGUGCGUUUGUGUGUAUAAAUAUAUAUAUAUACCAUUACAUGCUAAUUAUUACGUAAUCAUUUUUUCCCCAACCAUAUUCGCCAUGUGGUCCUGGCUGUGUUUCUCUGAAUAACUAUGCUGACUGUCCUAUCAGUGUCUAGGGAGGAAAUGGACACAUUCCUUAGUAAGGUAUGAAGCCUUCGUCCAGUCCACCUCACCUGUCAAGAGAGAUAUUGUCAGAUGAGGAGGGGGGUCUACAAUGGCCAUAGAAAAUAUGGCAUUUAUUUAGGAUACUUUUUGAAGAGUUACUAUUUCAGAUGUUUUGGAAAAUAAAAGUGGGAAUUUGGUCCAAACUUUGGGCUGCCUGGACACAAGAGUUUUGACUGCUGAGUGGGAGCUGUAGGUUCUGGAAGGGCCAAGAGACCAGAUGACCCAGUCCCUUCUCCCAUUGCCCUGUUCCUCCUGUCACGUUGAUUGGUUACACUGUCCGAGCCAUUUCCUCCCGGUCCUCUGUGCCAAGGACACUGGGUUCACCUGCAGAGUACAGCAUGUGUUAACAUAUUACAACAGCUGUUUUGGCAAGUGGAACAUUUCAUUGUCUUUUAAAAUGACAAAGACUUAGUUCCCAGCACUGUGAUGCUUCACUUUGUCCCACACAACACAAUGCCACAGCCUUAAACUUUAGGUCUUUCACCCUAAACUGUAUCAAAUCACAUGUUAUUUUGUUCCAUGCUACGUUAACCACGGGUGUAGAGUAACAGUGAAAUGCUUACUGUUGGGCCUUUUUCCAAAAAUGUCAGUGCUGGAUUUCCCACCUACAUGGAACGUAACAAACACACCCCAUUUUGAUUAUAAUUAAUAAUUGUUUGUCCGUUCCGUUUCAACUGAAGUUCGAGGUGUUUGUUAACGGAAACAUUUCUGCAAUUUUCAAAAAAGAAACAAAUUGCCGUUUGAUCUUAUUGGACAAGUUCAGGUAGCAACUCUACAUUUCUAAAUGUCUCCGGUCUGGACACAACCCUGGACAUUUCCCUAGUGUGUCUCCCUUAGUGCCAAAUUGUCAGACUGUCACGUAUCUAAUAUUUGGGUUCGGCUAAGACACAUAAGCCACUAGCAUGUCCGAUGCACCGCAGGAUGUUUAACCUUAUAAGCUGAUGACAUUGCUUGAAAGAUCAAGUGAAAGGCACAUAGUCAUUGGUCAAUCACCGUAACAUGGGUGGGUGUGGGGACCUAUCGAAGGCAUGUGGGAGCUAAAUAGGCCAAUCAUUGUCAUUGGGGAGAGUCUUUUAAUUUAUCCUCUCUACCUCAUGUCUGAAUCUUUUUUAUAUUCUUUUUCUUUUCUUUUUUAAGAAAAGGAAGAUCUGAAUUUCCAUGCUAGGUUAAUCAUUAUUUUUGUGGUGUUAUUGGUUGACUUUUCCCUUUAAUUUCCUUUUUCUUUUUUUUGCUUUUUUUUGCCAACUGAAUAAUUAUAGCCAAAACACACUUUCUUUGGUCAAAACAAG
Esox lucius (northern pike) is the source of this 3434-nucleotide messenger RNA. RefSeq names its product adapter molecule crk. Lineage: Eukaryota; Metazoa; Chordata; Actinopteri; Esociformes; Esocidae. The transcript is spliced from 3 exons. The record is from RefSeq and is a predicted model, not a curated record. Gene Ontology annotation, molecular function: protein binding. Bases 321 to 1286 code for a protein of 321 amino acids.